AUGUGUAUUCGUAUGAUACCUCCAGAUGACGUGUCUUUUGGCACAACAUCUACUACCCAAGCUUCUCCAAUAACUACUGAGCAAUGCACUACGUCAUCAUGCCAAGCAACAAUGACUACACCGGAAGAAGAAACUCCUGAAACCUCUGCCGCCCCUGUCACGAUGGCUCCCACAUUGUGCACAACAUGUGAUAUAGCUGCGAUCGCACCAGUAAUGGAAGCCAACACGGUUUUUGAGAAUACAAAUACAGUAGGAACCGAUGGGUGUACACAAACCAAUGCGAUAUGCAGAAGAACCGAUGAUCAAGUGUGUACAGGAGUCACUUUAUCUGCAACAAAUGCUGCUGGGACUUCUACUAUUUCCAGUGCUAUGAAUGCGAAUCAAGUCAGCGGAUUGCUCACAUGUCAGGCUGAUGCUUGCUCAACGUGUAACAUAGAAGCUGCUAGACCAGUGAUGGACCCACCAAACACAGUUUUUCAAAUAAUGGAUAAUACCCCCGCUGGGCAAACAUGCAAGGUAUACUCUGUUGCUUGUCUUCACCAAACUCAACAGUGCACAGUUGUUCUUUACGCUACGAUGAGUACAGGAAGCGAAGAGAUGCUUAGUUCAGAUAUACUUUAA
Molecule: messenger RNA, 621 nt
Organism: Caenorhabditis remanei
Lineage: Eukaryota; Metazoa; Nematoda; Chromadorea; Rhabditida; Rhabditidae
Exons: 7
Coding region: 1-621 (206 amino acids)
Source: RefSeq, a predicted model, not a curated record